This is a messenger RNA of Xenopus laevis (African clawed frog), 1860 nucleotides long. It is a transcript of the gene ids.L, whose product is annotated as iduronate 2-sulfatase L homeolog. Gene Ontology annotation, cellular component: lysosome; lysosomal lumen; cytoplasm. Bases 146 to 1777 code for a protein of 543 amino acids. The record is from RefSeq and is a predicted model, not a curated record. NCBI's taxonomy places the organism in Eukaryota, Metazoa, Chordata, Amphibia, Anura, Pipidae. Gene Ontology annotation, molecular function: sulfuric ester hydrolase activity; iduronate-2-sulfatase activity. The transcript is spliced from 9 exons. Gene Ontology annotation, biological process: carbohydrate derivative catabolic process.
CGCCGAAAGGGAUGUAGGGAAUUGUAGUCCCUCAAGGAUAAACAUGUUUUCAGGAACUAAUGGGAGAACUGAGUUUUAGUGAUGUGUCCCGUCAGCUGAGCGAUGACUCUAUCAGUAUCCUCACAUUAGUGUUCUACUGUACGCAAUGAACUUGUUUGGAUACCUCCGUUUUCUGAUAUGCGCGACGGCGGGCGUAUUGGCUGUCUGCCGAAAGCAUUGUUUACCGCGAGAUACUGCUACAGGAAGGAAGAAUAUUUUAUUCAUAAUUGCUGAUGAUCUUCGUACAAGUCUUGGCUGUUAUGGUGAUAGUACUGUGAAAUCCCCGAACAUCGAUCACCUGGCAUCCCAAAGUAUAAUUUUUACAAAUGCAUAUGCACAGCAAGCAGUGUGUGCUCCAAGCAGGGUGUCCUUCUUAACAGGAAGGCGCCCAGACACAACCAGGCUUUUCGACUUCAAUUCCUACUGGAGAACACAUGCUGGAAACUACACAACCCUUCCCCAGUACUUUAAAGAACAUGGCUAUGUGACAAUGUCAGUUGGGAAAAUCUUCCACCCAGGUAUUUCUUCUAACCACAGUGAUGACUAUCUUUAUAGCUGGUCAAUUUAUCCAUACCACCCUUCUUCAGAAAAGUAUGAGAAUUCACAGACUUGUAAGGGUAAAGAUGGCAAGUUUCAUGCCAACUUGGUGUGUCCAGUUGAUGUUUCUGAAGUCCCUGAGGGAACAUUACCAGAUAUACAGAGCACAGAAGAAGCUAUCCGACUUUUAAAGGCCGUACAAGAACAGAAUUCAUCCUUUUUCUUAGCUGUUGGAUAUCAUAAACCACAUAUCCCAUUUAGGUUUCCAAAAGAAUUCCUGAAGUUAUAUCCUAUUGAAAACAUUUCAUUGGCACCAGACCCAGACAUACCCAAGAAACUUCCUCUUGUGGCUUACAACCCAUGGACAGAUAUCCGUAAAAGAGAGGAUGUGCAAGCAUUAAAUAUCAGUUUUCCUUAUGGUCCUAUUCCAGAACAUUUCCAGCUUCUGAUUCGUCAGAGUUACUACGCUUCUGUCUCCUACCUCGAUGAUCAGAUUGGACAAUUGCUAAGUGCAGUGGAAGGUCUAGGAUUGUCUAAUGAUACCAUUAUUAUGUUCUCUUCGGAUCACGGAUGGUCAUUAGGAGAACAUGGCGAAUGGGCAAAGUACAGCAAUUUUGAUGUGACCACCCGUGUCCCCUUGAUGUUUUAUGUUCCUGGAAUGACUAAUAUGCCGCAGCAACCUAUUUUUAAGUACAUAGAUCCUUUUAGUGCUAACCCUCAAAGAAAAUUCCCAGGCAAGUCAGUGGAACAUCCUGUUGAACUAGUUUCACUGUUUUCAACCAUUGCUGACCUGGCCAAACUUCCUGCACCCCCUGCUUGUCCACAACCUUCAUUCCAUGUGGAACUGUGUACCGAAGGCCGAAGCAUUGUGCCCCUCUUGCUUUCACCUCAUAACACACAGGAUGAUGCAGUAUUAGCUGUGGCUUACAGCAGUUAUCCACGACCUUCUGAUGUUCCACAGUGGAAUUCGGAUCUUCCGGAUUUAAAAGAUAUAAAAAUCAUGGGAUAUUCCAUGCGCACAAUGGACUACAGAUAUACUGUGUGGGUUGGCUAUAAUUCUACAACUUUUCAAGCAAAUUUCAAAGAGAUUCAUGGGCGGGAACUGUAUCUUGUCGAGAAUGACCCAAACCAAGAUAAUAACCUAUACAAUCAGUCUUUGCAUCUUGAUUUCGAUAAGCAUUUGGAAUACAUAAAUAAUUAAAAAAAUUACUUGUAUAUAUAUCUGUAGAGUAUUAAUAAUGAAUAUAAACAUUGAUUUUUUAUUAUUAAAACAGUACAAUUUCU